This is a messenger RNA of Colletotrichum truncatum, 1347 nucleotides long. RefSeq names its product L-pipecolate oxidase 2. Lineage: Eukaryota; Fungi; Ascomycota; Sordariomycetes; Glomerellales; Glomerellaceae. Gene Ontology annotation, molecular function: sarcosine oxidase activity; flavin adenine dinucleotide binding; saccharopine oxidase activity. The record is from RefSeq and is a predicted model, not a curated record.
AUGGCCGAGCCUACAGUUCUUAUCAUCGGCGCCGGAACGUUCGGUAUUUCCACAGCCUACCAUCUCGCUCAGACCUACGAAGACCCUAGUCGUGUAACCGUAAUUGACCGCCGCUGUCGCAUUUCAUCCCCCAGCACAACAGAUCGCGCAGCCGCCAUAGAUGUCAACCGUAUCAUUCGAACAGAUUACGUUAGCCCACUAUACUGCAAUCUUGCCAAUGAGGCCAUUCACGAUUGGUUUUGGAGUAAGGAAUUGGGUCACUUCUUUCAUAAGACCGGUUGGAUAGUGCUUGAUCAAAAGGACAACAACUUCACCAAGAGCGUUCGUAGGACGUUUCAGCUACGUGGUUCCGAUUACACUGAGGAUGUUGACUGUAAGGACUUGGGAAAGCAAUUUGGAUUUCUGCAAGGGUUGAAUACAAACCUACUGGGGAAUGGCUAUUUCAAUCCAGAAGCCGGAUGGUGUGAUGCUGCUUCCGCAACUGCAAACUUCAUGGCUGCGGCUGAGGCGAAGGGGGUAAAUAUGAUAACGGGUGAAGUUACGGAACUAUUAUUCGACUUUGAAAGCAGGAAGUUGGCAGGAGUCAUGACUACUACUGGACAGAAACUAACGGCAGAUAAAAUUGUAAUAGCUGCAGGUGCGUGGACGAGCAAUCUUGUGUCCCCAGUCGAGGAGGCCUUAGGGUUGGUAGAACGGGAUCGCAUCGAGAAUCAAGUCAAGGCAGUUGGGAGACUGUCAGCUUAUUAUACGCUCUCGGCAGAAGAGACAAACCAUUUGUGCGAAGUCGGUUUGCCGGUCUUAGCAUAUGCUGGGUGGGGCAUACUUACUCCACCAUCUCACGACAACCGAAUUUUGAAGAUUAACGAUCUGCGGACGGAGUUUGUCAACACAAUUACCAUGCCUUCGGGAAGCCAAAUUUCUGUACCUUCUGACCAAGGACAGUUUGGCGUCUCUGAAAAGCUGAAAAAAGAGGGUACGAAGCUCUUGGAUAUGAUGGUGCCCUUGCUUGAGAAGGGUCGAAGUCCGGACCGUUGGCGUAUUUGUUGGGAUGCCAAAACCCCGACAGGAGACUGGCUUCUCUGUAAACACCCCUAUUCGGAACUUCAAAAUCUGUUUCUGGCUGUGGGUGGUAACUUUAAUAGUUACAAAUUUUUGCCUAUUGCAGGCAAGUACAUGUGCAAUGUAUUAAAUGAAAGGAGUAAUGGAGCUGAAAAAGAUAAAGCAUGGUGCUGGAAGAAAGAGGAGGCUCUUAAAAACAGUGAUCCCAAGGAGAUUGGCUCCGUGGCACGGGCAACGGCCUUACCUGAGCUUAAAUCUUUUGAAGAUGGAACCCGGCCAAGAUUAUAA